AGGUUUGCGCACCAUCGACUGAUGGAACUUUCGGGGGAAUCAUGGGGCAUUUCCGCCUUCCCUAAAUCGGUGCCGUGGAAAGGUCAAAACCAGUCAAAACAUACAAACAAGAACCAAAAGAGUCUGCUUGUCCCACCUGGCGAGCAGCUUCGGAGCACUAAAUAUAAUACGUUUCUAUCUUCACCUUUUCGAAACGGCAAGAUUUUUGUUUGGGAAACACUUAUUGGUAUGGUUUCUGUGUUUUGCGUGACUGUACUAAAACCUCAAUCAACCAGGAAAGGAGGAAAACAGGCACAGGAAGGUGUGUACCUGAAAAUAAUUUGAGCUAGUGCUGCGAAUAACCAGUUUGAAGUCCAUCCGUCCCAGCAGCCGCAGCCGGGUGGGUGUCCAAAGUGUUAAGUU
Messenger RNA from Thrips palmi, 402 nucleotides. RefSeq lists its product as uncharacterized. The record is from RefSeq and is a predicted model, not a curated record. NCBI's taxonomy places the organism in Eukaryota, Metazoa, Arthropoda, Insecta, Thysanoptera, Thripidae. The coding region runs from base 22 to 324 and encodes 100 amino acids. The transcript is spliced from 2 exons.